AUGUCAUUUUCGGACUCGGAUUCCGACUAUGAACUGGACGAUUCAGUCAGGAUAGGCGAGUGUUUCGAUGAUAUCGGUCACGUUCCUCCGAAUUCUAAUAACUGUUCCGAAGAUGAGGGGAUUCGGGACGUUCAGAGUGAUGACGAUCUUGAAAUGGCGUCUUGUAGCAGUUAUCCCGAAGAUGGUCCCGUCCUUAUUUCCAUUGGUGAGUUGAAACUUCUGGUGUUCCUUGAUUUAUCUUGA
This is a messenger RNA of Haemonchus placei, 243 nucleotides long. NCBI's taxonomy places the organism in Eukaryota, Metazoa, Nematoda, Chromadorea, Rhabditida, Trichostrongylidae. The record is from the annotation of a GenBank genome assembly.